CCACCCUGCCCUCAGUAAAAUUCCAAUGCGCCUAAAUUUCUAAAACCAGAUCAUAUCGACAAUAUGGAAGACCCAGUCACUGAAAUUCCAACUGUUAUUCACCUUCUCACUCAAUCACCACCUUCUCUCCAAGAAGCAACAAUCGACCGGUUUUUCACCCCUGAUGCCUCAUUCGUACACCCAUUCUGUCGCAUCUGGAGUCACAAUGGCAGCCGAUGGGGAGUGAAGAAGAUAUACCAAUGGUACAAGAUCAUGUCGCCGCAUAUAGAGCUGGAUGUUGGAUCUGUCGCAUACGAUAAAGAAAACCUAAAGCUCUACGUCACAAUCUUCCAAAUAUUCUCUAUCUGGCUCGUUCCAUUCUACUCUGCGCCCGUAACACUGACGACCGUCCUGGAUCUCACGACAGACCCUGGUGAGGAAAAGAAGGAUGCGGCGAGAGGUGACGGUACCAAACGGUACUACAUCCAGAAGCAGGAAGACUUUUACCAGCCGCAGGAGUUUAUCAAAUUUGUUAUGCCGUUCGGAGGGAGCCUCCUUGUUGCGAUGUGGCAUGCAUUCGCUAGCUUGUUUUCUAUCAUUGGAGUCUUUGCCCUGUGGCCGAUUAUGUGGGCGGAGGAGAAGGGGUUUUUCAACUAUAACUAUCGGGUUGCGAAUGGGGCACGGGAGGGGGUUGUUGAUGUUUUGAAUAACCAUGUUCAGGAACUUAAGGUUACAUAGAGCAGAGAACACAACUGUUUGGGAUGUCAUUGGGGCAUGUCAGUCUAUAGAAUAGUUCGUAUACAAUGUUCAUUAUAUUUUGAGAUAGUCAUAGCCGGUUUUUCAGACUGCCUUUUUCACAUACUCGCCUUUGUCUGGAGCUCAGCGGACAAUCAGUAGAGAUUGUUCUGAUUUCAUAAUCUCGAAUUUUUUUUUUAAUUGGAGUGCUGUUUCCUCAAAGUGUUGCGGAAUGCUUCUUCCUGC
Molecule: messenger RNA, 960 nt
Organism: Aspergillus versicolor CBS 583.65
Lineage: Eukaryota; Fungi; Ascomycota; Eurotiomycetes; Eurotiales; Aspergillaceae
Exons: 3
Coding region: 64-717 (217 amino acids)
Source: RefSeq, a predicted model, not a curated record